This is a messenger RNA of Trichomonas vaginalis G3, 334 nucleotides long. RefSeq names its product organellar and viral DNA polymerase type B. The transcript has a single exon. The record is from RefSeq and is a predicted model, not a curated record. The annotation marks the transcript as partial. Lineage: Eukaryota; Parabasalia; Trichomonadida; Trichomonadidae.
AUGUUAGCAACAACAGCACCAAACUCGUUAGUCAUGAACCCAACUUCAAUGUUAGUAGAGAUGAAAAGCUUCAUUCCUUCUUCAUAUACUUUCGAAACAGAAAUCCAGAAGAUAAAGCAAGAACUUUUAACAAGUAAUUUAGACUGUAGUGCGAAAGAUGAAACAAAUGAACAGUAUCUUUAUGAAAUGCAGGACAUUAUUGACCAUUUACCCAAAUUGCCUGAAAUCCAACAACAAAAGCUCACUAUUCCUGAAUUCGACGAAAUUGAAGUCAAAGCAACUGACUCAGUAGAAAUAAAGAAGUUCAUACGAAAGGUUAACUAUGAAUUCCUUG